This is a messenger RNA of Terrapene triunguis (Three-toed box turtle), 587 nucleotides long. Its product is annotated as zinc finger protein 560-like. Gene Ontology annotation, biological process: regulation of DNA-templated transcription. The transcript has 6 exons. Lineage: Eukaryota; Metazoa; Chordata; Testudines; Emydidae. The record is from RefSeq and is a predicted model, not a curated record. Bases 198 to 587 code for a protein of 129 amino acids.
GCCUCCAACGGCCCCGCGCGAGCUCGCAGCCCUGCUCGUCAUCCCCACCCAACGUCACUUCCGCUCCCAGGAGAGUCAGGAACUACAUCUCCCAGCCUGCGCUGGGGGGUGCUUCCGCCUUCGCCAGCCCAGGCUGCAGCGCAACAUCCACAUUUCCCACCAGAUCUUUCCAUCCUUCCAGGGAUCGGGGAAGGGAAAUGGCUGCAGUGGAGCCAGUUGAGGGGCUGGUGACCUUUGAGGAGGUGGCUGUGUAUUUCACCAAGAAAGAGUGGGGUCUGCUGGACCCGGGUCAGAGAACCCUCUACAGAGACGUCAUGCUGGAGAACUAUGAGACUGUGAGCUCGCUGGUCCACCUUCUUACCCUGACGGCCUGCAGAACGACAUCCACAUUUCACUCUGGAUGGGCCCAGCCUCCUAGGGGACAGGGAAGGAAAAUGGCUGCCUUGGAGCUGGCUCAGGAGCCAGUAACCUUUGAGGAGGUGGCUGUGUAUUUCACCAGGGAAGAGUGGGCUCGGCUGGACCCUGCUCAGAGAGACUUCUACUGGGACGUCAUGCAGGAGAACUAUGAGAAUUACAGCUACACCUGA